Messenger RNA from Spirometra erinaceieuropaei, 7730 nucleotides. Lineage: Eukaryota; Metazoa; Platyhelminthes; Cestoda; Diphyllobothriidea; Diphyllobothriidae. The record is from the annotation of a GenBank genome assembly.
AUGUUUGUAGAGGAGGAGGAGGAGGAGGAGGAGGAGGAGGAGGAGGAGGAGAAGGUGCUCCACACUUUGGGCUGGGUAUGACUGGCUGACCACGGCUAAUAAGCCAGAAAUGGUCAUUCCAAUCUCCCUUAUCGUUGUCGGUAAUGUUAUUCGGUCUAUAGUACGUGCCGCUGUGCGGCUGCUGGUUGGAGUCGAGAGAGAGCCCCGAGUGCGUUUCGUAAGACGAUCGAUGAGCGCCCUCCUACUACUUUCCUACUUCCCAAAUGCUUCCUGAAACUCACAUUUUCGUCCGCAUCAGAAACUUCCUUAUGGGGACCGUAAAGGGGGAGACGACAAGACGGGAGUUCAAAUCAGGGAACGCAACAAACAAGACAACGCUCUAUCUAGUACGCCGCGGGUUGGGCAGGCAAACCCUCACAGUAAAUUAGGCGCUCUCUUGAACGAAGAACAUGUGGGAUAGUGGCCACCUCCGAGUAGAUCAUCAAGUCAGACGCGCGGCACCUCAUCUCCGGACAUUAUGCUAGACGAGUUAUCCGGGAAUCGGAAGCUCCUCGAUAUCUUGUUGCUUUCCUACCAGAAUCCGCAAAAUGCAAAAUUUAAGCCUCAAAGUGGUCAGCAGCCAGAAAAGCAGAAGACCAGGCCGCAACGGCUAGAAAUGGUAGGACAAUAAUCCUAUUGUUAAAUCUGAGGACGGGGCUGGGAAUCAGAAAUUGUAGACUUGAAGGACAGACCAAGGGUUAUAAACGUGGAGAAGUGACGAGAACGCCUUUGUUUAUUUAAAUCUAACGCCCCUCGAAACCCCGGAAUACGUACAAAGCAGGGAGCCAGCAUGUGCAAAUAAUGUAGUCCACGAACUUCUGGAAUUGACACUCCUUAACUCCAUGCUGACCUCUACCAUCUCGUACCGCCCUGACCUUUAUCAGGAAUCGAAAAAUUUUAUGAAUAAUCUGUAUCCAGGGGCUAGGACGACCCCGUUCAGAUGACCGUUUCAUGGCUCGGUAACAUGCUGCGAAAUACUCAUCUAACAAACUCGUGUACAUAUUUGAGGCCUCAACUGCAUUCGGGGUUGCACUCAGAAAAUGCGCGUAUGACAAUGCUGAAAAAAAUAUCGAAAUUCCAGCACAUCUAGCCCACCGAAUGCAUUGUGUGCUUUCAAAAGAAUCGGGUGUUAUCGCUUGCGGUAAAGCCCUUCCUCUGGGCUAAGUUAGCGAAUAGAAAGAACAAACUUAGUUGUCUAGUUCUGGACCUUUUCAAAACCUCCCCGCUGCGGUAUUCGGCCAAAAGUAGUUUUGCUCGCUGUGGCGGUGAAAUCGUCUACGGAUGCGAAAAGUUGUUUUCGAGAAUUGGCAGCAGCUCGAAGGCAUUGGUUCAAUGGCAUUAGAAUUCGCGUAAACAGCUGACGUAUUACAUUGCAUGGUUUCGCCAUCUGAUGCUGUGUGCCGGCGUGUUUCUCGGUCUGUCACCGGGUUGCUUACGGGAAACGGAAAACCUCUACGCAUUAACCGCUAAGUCCUAUUGGUUGAUCCAGCCGAAAACAACAGCCACGUGCCGAGCCAACAACUUUAAAGUUGUCCACAAAUACCAAGCCAUCGACGCGGAUGAGAAAGCAAUGACCCAGCACAGACAAGUACUAGACACCGUUAGAUACGGGCAAUCCAGGUUAUGUACAUUUUUCUAUGUGUACGCGGAAGGUUCUUCUACAAGAUACUUCAGGCCACACCAUAUCCACAAGUUAGGAAUAGAGCUCGAUAUCUUCCUUCCUGGUUGGUUUCUCGCUCAGGACUUCAUCUGUACUAAGGUGGUCCGUAAGGAAAGCACACUGACCGAGGCCUAUAAUUUCGUGUCCUUUUUGGCGGUAGUACCAUUCGUAACGGAUGGCGUUCUCCGUGGUUAUACAUACUGUACUGGCGGGGGUUGCAACCAACCGCCAAGACACUUUCUUGCCUAGCGAACACGUAAAGUUUGUCUUAAAUUGUUGAACGCAACUGCUAUCCUAAGACAAGCAAUAAGCAAUCUACGAAAAGGAGUAAAUACUUGGACGGGGAGUUUAACACAGGUUGAGUGAAGAGCCCAGUUCUGUAGAUAUUUAUCGACUUCAACUAACUCGAUUACUGGGUUUUCCGUCCAGUCAAAAAAAUGUAACCUGCGUAAAGUGUGAAAGCUCCAGGCAUUCAUUAAUGCCUGCAGCUGCGGACUCGACUCGGGAUGACCGCGAUUCCGCCCGUCAAACGGUGUGCAUGCAAAACCCAGGCUGUCCGUAUCGGUUCGCUACCGCAGAAACUUUGGAGCCACGAAGGCGGUGCCUUGACAGCAAAUGAUAUCAAGUAAAGGAAGGUCACGUGACACUGACAGUAAAGAAGACCGCGAUGUCGCAUGCUCUGAUGAGCAAUCGCAUCAAAGGAAUCAAGUUAGGUUUUUAAAUGUGCUGAACUACCCAGACUCCAAAAUCAAAAUUUUCAACGUACUAUGGAUUUCUACUCACCGGCUUUUAUUGCCCACUUUCUACAUGAACAGCGGCGGAACCCACACGCACGUGGAUACAGCCAUAUUACUAGGCCUUGCACUAUGCGUAUGGGCAAGUUAAACAAGCAAUUGCCUACAGGAUAAAAAUAAAAGAGAAAGUUAGUAUCAGCAGUAAUUGCAUCUAUUGCAAAAUACUUCUAAGAAGUGAUCAAUAUGCUGCUAAUUGCGUAUUUUCUAAGUUUAUCGCGUCGGUGCUUGCCGUUCGUCUAUCUUAAGCGACUCCAGCAAGAUUAAUCCCUCUGUCUCUGGUACACACGCCGCGCUAGUUGUCGUGAUCGCAUGAUACUAAGUGCGGCGUGGGUUCCAGAGGUAGAAAGUUUAGUCUCGUUUGUGGUGCUACAACUCCUCCCACCCCCCUUCCCACCCCUCCGGCACCGAAUAGAUUAAGGGGUCGACAGUGUGUUCAAGGAAAAAAAGAAGGUUUGAAUCCAGUAUACAUGCGGUUUUGAAGGUGUUUUUGGUGAAAACAGGAGUUGACCGUAUUGCACGAGGUGAUGAGACUCCGAUCUGUGCAGAGGUGCAUUUGAGGCAUCAGCCAGAGUGUGCACUGAAGUGAGCUCUUCAACCAGCACCGAUUAGUGGGCACAUUUGGUAUGAUAAGUAAGGAGCAUGUCCGACGCUGGCCAUUCCAGUGAAUGCUGAGUCAGACUUGUGAUUGAUGUAAAAGAGGCAACUGGGUCGCGACUGGCCAGUUUCAGUCAUAGAAAUUACUGCCUGGCAUGGUCGUUUAACUGUUGUGGUGAUCGUUGGAAGGUGCAUGGUGGAACGCACUUGCGUGCACUGCGUCUGUGACCGCCGCUCACGCGACUGGGAACGAAGACGUUGGCAUUAUUGGUUCCCGGAGGACUGAAAACUGAUAAUAGCGGCACACAUUGUGCUGACUUGGGUGCAUCAGACUAAGGCGUGAUUUCGAGAUCAGAGAUGAUCACUCAAUCGGUCUUGGCAGUGAGGGUCGAUGUCUGCGGAAUACUAGCGGAUGACGUGCUGACCGGAUAACAUUCACUGAUUCUGUUAGCAUGGUUGACAAUUUUUUCUAAAGAAGUGCUUGUAUCCAACAUAACCAAGACCUCUUGCAUGGGAACUGGCAACUUAUCUAACCAUAUUUGCCGGAAGAUUGCGUCGUCCAUAUGGCUACCGGCAAGCAACGAACGCAUUUGUCGCAUAAGCUGUGAUGUGUUUGGUCACCAAUUUCCCCUUGCGCAAAAAGUUCCCGCGGCAUCCGGUUUUCCGAUUUAACCGCACACUGGAUCACAGCGUCCUUUAACAGACUGUCAAGUUUGUUGGCAGGAAUCGGAUGUAUGAGGUCCUCAAAAUCAACGGUAACACCGAAUGGAAGACUCUGCGUCACUUAUGAAUAUCGAGUACAUUCACUAUUGAUAGGGCUUGUCGAGAAAACAGCCUCAAUUUGCCGAAACCAUACGCGAGGUUUGCUCAGCGUGAAUGGAGCCAUUUAAAGGUGAGGGCGUUAACGUCUAGGGCCUAUGGGCAUCGCUGGAAAGCCUUUUCGGUGCCCAGGAACCCCUCAUCGCCCUCCACAACCAAUUUUGCCUCCGCACACAACUGCCCGGUGAAAAGGCGGACUCCUACCUAGACGCCCUCUUCAGUCUCGGUAGCAGGGUCUUCCCGGACUCCCAAGUCUCUGACCAGGUCUUCUUACGAUUCGUGGGCGGUCUCCGUUCAGAAGACAUCAAACGGGAGUUUCGCAUCCGACCCCCUGCAAACCUUCUCACAGCCCUACAAACGACAAGGAUAUUCGAGUCCGCCCCACCACAACAAGAACCUCGCCGUGCUCCUAGCAGUCCCCAGGGGCAACUCAGACUAUCCGAUCGAGGACCGUCUUUCUCUCGUGCGACCAACAACACGAACGACUGCUGGUACUGACAGCAGUUCAAGGAUCGUGCUCGCAAGUGCGGUCACAACAACCCUGCCGGUAAGACCCCUCCCACUAUCUUGCCCUCUAUUUCCUCCUCGCUACCCACAGAUCUCCCGCUGACAGUCACUGGCACACUUGAUGGAACCCCCGCCACCGUACUUAUUGACACUGGCGCCAUACGGUCUGUGUUGCGGUCUCCCCAUAUUCCCAUUACACACUCCCCUCCUUCAGACAUUCAGUUAGUCACAGCUGAUGGUUCACCCCUGCGUUGCACUGGCACACGGCAAGUAUCCAUUGUCCUCCCCAUCUGCACUGCCGUACAUCCCAUGCUAGUCUCCCCGGACAUUAGAGUUGACGCCAUUGUCGGGUUAGACUUUCUCCGCGCCCACCAGCUUAUCAUCGACCCCAACAACCCGGCUGCAGUUCUGAUUUCCAGAUCAGCCAUCUCCAACAUCUCCGUGGAUGUCAGUACGCUAGACACUACCCCACCAAACGAACCGACGUCCAUUGACGAUCUGUUGACCCGCCAAGAAAUCCCAGUCACCUACCUCCGUCGCCUAAAGGAUACCCUUCUCCCAUUCCAGAGCGUGUUCACCUGGGCUGGACAACCGAUCGGGCGCAGUGGACUGGUUCAGCAUGCCAAAUACACUGGUACCGCCGCACCACAACGGCAACCCGCUCGCCGAAUACCCAUCCAUUACCAAACGGAGCUUAACAGCAUAAUUUCAGACCUCCUUGCGCAGGGUAUAAUUGAACCCUCCAACUCCCCGUGGGCUGCCCCGGUUACGCUUGUUAAGAAAAAGAACGGACACCUACGGCUAUGCAUCGACUAUCGCCAGUUGAACAAAGUCACCGUGCGCGACUCGUUUCCGAUCCCGCGUAUUGAUGACACUAUCGACGCAUUAGUCGGUGCGUCUUGGUUCGCCAGCCUCGACCUCUCUCAUAGUUACUGGCAGAUAGAGGCCCGACCGGAGCACCGGGUCUUGCGAAUGCCACAGCCACGUGUCAAAGGUUGAUGCAGUUCGUACUGAGAAACCUAUUACCACAGUCCUGUCUCGUCUAUUUGGAUGACAUUAUUAUCCACGGCAAGUCCGUCAGCCACCUCCUCCAAAACUUGAGCCUAGUACUCCAAGAGUUACAGGCAGCAGGACUUACGAGUAACCCCAAGAAGUGCCAUUUCCUACAACGACAAGUGACCUACCUUGGACACGUAGUAGACGAAACUGGCAUCACCCCUGAUCCGGAGAAAAUUCGGCAGGUACUCGACUGGCCGACACCACAAUCACAAACGGAUGUACGGUCCUUCUUGGGAUUGGCUUCCUAUUACCGUCGUUUCAUUUACGGUUUCGCGAAUAUCGCCCUUCCGCUACAUCGCUUAACGGAAAAGGGUCGUUCUUUUGUGUGGACGGCAGAAUGUACACAAGCCUUCUUAACCCUCAAAAACGCUCUAACUUCCGCCCCCAUCCUUGCGCUCCCAGAUGGUGGCGUGCAAAGCCCACCCUUCAUCCUCGAUACUGACGCCAGCGGAUUUGCUAUUGGCGCAGUCCUCAGCCAGAUCGCUGCGGAUGGACAUAAACACGUAAUAGCGUACGCCAGUCAAUGUUUGGACAAGGUGCAACGGCAUUACAGUACCACACGGCGGAAAAUGCCAGCCCUCGUCACCUUUGUCAAGAAAUGCCGACACUUGCUGCUCGCUAAACACUUCAUCGACCGCACCGACCACCAAGCCCUCAAAUGGCUCCGGAAUUUUAAGGAUGCAGAAGGACAAGUCGCCAGAUGGCGGGAGCUAAUUGAAGAAUUUGACUUUGAAGUUCAAUAUCGCCCUGGGAAACGUCACAAUAACGCCGACACUCUCUCCCGUCCACCACUCCCCCCGACGAGGACACCGAACGACGCCUUUCCUGUGGCAGCUAUCCAAAUAUCACAGGCAGCUCAGGAGCAAUGGGCUCAAAUGCAAGCGUCCGAUCCCAAUGUAUCCCUCAUCUAUGACCGCCAGUUACAUGGAUCCCCUAAACCCACCGCCCGCGAAAUGGAGAGCCUCAGCUGGGAGGCCCAUUGUCUCUGGUCUAUGUGGCCCUUCCUCCGUCUAAUCGACAACAUCUUGUUCUUCCAGCACCACCCCUCUCUUCCCAACCGUCUAGUGGUCCCUCGCACUCUUAGGCCCCAAGUCAUCCGUGCUACCCAUGAAGAACUGGCACAUUGCGGCCAAGCCAAGACACUCGCCGCGGUUCGUCAACGAUAUUGGUGGCCCGAUGAGCGACGCGACGUAGUUUCUGUCUGUCAGACGUGUCAAACUUGCGCUCAAAUCAAGGACCCUGUAGUCCGUCCCCGGGCGCCACUGGAACCAAUGUCGGCAGGCUUUCCCAACCACCGCAUCGGCUUAGACAUCAUCGGACCUUUAUUUCAGACUAAGAAAGGCAAUCGCUUCAUUUUGGUUAUCGUCGACUAUUUCACGAAAUGGUGCGAAACCAUCCCACUCCCAAACUCGGAAAGUUUAACUGUGGCAGCGGCUCUAGUCGACCACUGGAUCGCUCGCUAUGGGUCCCGCUACAUCAUCCACACGGAUCAAGGAACCGCCUUCGAAAACUACCUAUUCCGUGCCCUAUGUCACCUUCUCGGCAUAGUCAAAACGCGCUCCUCACCUUUCCACCCAGCCGGGAACGGUCAGACGGAACGCACGAACAAGACUCUCGUGGCGUUCCUCCGCAGCAUGGUUGAUCAGUCCCGUGCAGAUUCCUGGGACGAUCUUCUUUUGGCCUACCGCGCCACCAUUCACUCCUCCACUUCAUUUAGCCCCCACAUGAUGCUUUUCGGACGCGACCUGCGCCUCCCGUCUGACGUAACUAUCCCACACGGCACCCCGGAAAUAGCACAACCACACCGGUAUCUCGAGCAGCUCAUUGACUCCCUACAAACCAUCCACACCACAGCCAGAACGAAGCUUCAGGCUGCACACUCCCACCAGAAGGAUUAUUAUGACCAUCUGGCACACGGAAAUCAAUACGAACCCGGCGACCGUGUUUGGUUGCACAACGACCAACCCCCCGCCGGGUAUGCCAGUAAGUUUCAUCGUCAGUGGUCUGGACCCUAUAUCGUCCUUCGACCGCUCUCAAAUUCCGUCUGCCGCAUUCGCGUAGAAUCUGAUCCCUUCGGCCGGAUUAUCCAGGUGCAUUUCAAUCGGCUCAAACCAUGUUUAUCAGAGUAUCAGCCCUCCCAACACCCCGUUCCAUCGACCUCCCACCCGACCACAUCCCUCACCACCCUUUACACUCCACCAGCACCCCGCAACGUCAUUCUUCGUACAACUCGCGCUGAGGACAGCGCUCAAUCCUGA